AUGAUAUCUGUUCCUAUUUCUCCACCUGCUUCUCCUGCAGACAUCACAAAAUCCAAGCCUGAGGUCAAACUGAAUAAAGGCCACACCAGAGCUGUGGUGCCUGUAAAUUUAACCAAAGACAUCGAACGGGCGACUUUGACGCUGGCCAAGGCUUUCCACGAGUCUCGUGCCAACGACUACCUCAUGAAAAAAUUUGCUAAUAUUUCGGUGCAUGAAAAAGUGUCGAAAAUGCGUAUCAACGCAGUUCUUCAUUACUUCAACACCGAGUUUUCAGAUAAGGGCGGGGAGAUUGUUGAGGCCAACGAUUUCGACGCCGUGGCUGUCUGGACCGGCCCUGGCUACCACUUCGACCAGGAUCUUACUAACGACCCGGUUUUCAACAAGAUCUUUUUCGACGAUUUGCACGACAAGCGCGAACAGCUUCUACAGGACGUUGAUUGCUAUUAUCUGUUUAUUAUCGGCAAGGAUCUGUCGCAACCAGAGGUUCGUGGCUCGGUCAGAGCCAUUUUCGAGCAUUACAAGCAAAGAGCUGACGCAGAGGGCGUCGCUCUGGUCCUUGAGGCCAUUAACGAGCAUGCCAAAUCCGUUUACGAGUAUUUCGGCUUUAAAAAUUAUUACACUUUCACGUAUGGUGUGGGUGAAGUGGAUUCCGAGGGUAAUCCAGAUCCCAACGGUGAAGGUUUCACGGGUUAUUUGAUGUUAUAUUACAACGGCGACUUGCCGGGUGCAAAAGACGUUUAG
Messenger RNA from Lachancea lanzarotensis, 741 nucleotides. RefSeq names its product LALA0S05e08482g1_1. Bases 1 to 741 code for a protein of 246 amino acids. The record is from RefSeq and is a predicted model, not a curated record. The transcript has a single exon. Lineage: Eukaryota; Fungi; Ascomycota; Saccharomycetes; Saccharomycetales; Saccharomycetaceae.